AAGGCUGAUUAAAAGGGAGGAAAGGGUGAGGAGUAUGUGCUAGCUUAUAUGUGCAUCUGGGAUGCGUGAGAUUCUUCCCUCCCUCCACAUUCGAGUUUUUCUGUUCUCCUUGGAGCCUACUGUGCAACAGUGGGAGGAGAAGGCAAUGGCAGGCUCUGCAGUGGCAAGGGUCAAGUGAAGGCCAUAACAUAAUUAUGCAUUUGCAUCUUAAUUUUUUAUUUUCUGUUGGAAUGUAGUGCUUGUUCUCAGUUUUAUCACAUGGAAGGUUCAGUAUUAAAGAUGCUUAUUUGGGUUGUUUUGGAAAGCGACAAAUGAAAUUCCUUGUUUUAAUCACCUUGUGUUAUGGUGAAAGUACAGAUAUAGGGUGCAUUUCAAUGAGCUUGUUUAUUAUUGUUUACAAUUAAAUGAGGUGGUAUGAAUGGUAUUCUAUUCUCGUGUUGUUGUGGUGGGUUCUUAUGUAAGCGUAAGCCAAUGUGCUUUUAGUAUUGAAGCAAAUUAGCCUUUGGAAUUUAGCAUUUCCCCACUGUUCCAAAUUGGUGCUGGAUGCAGAUGGAAAAAGAUGCUUACCAAAUUGUGAAGUGGCAAUAUUCUCACCUAGGGUUCAUAGGGUUUCAAUGUGUUGUGCCUGUUCAGGCACAGUCUGAUAGUAGGAACAUCGUGAAAUUCUUGCCUUUUGUGGAUGAAUUUCCACAUAGUUUACUGCAUCGGAAGAAGUAGUGGCUUGGUUGCAAGGACAGGAUAGAAGUCAAUAAAGUUCCUUUUGGGAUUUCCUCUAAUUUCCAGUAAUGGAACACUGUUAAAUAUAUUUCAGUUGCUUCUCAGUCUGUUCAUCCUCUGCUUUCAUACACACAACUUGCUUGGAGCAGGAAUGAAUGUCUACUACUUUCAGGAAAACCUGGAAUAAAGCAGAUUUUCAGGCUGAGGAGCUAGAGCUGGCAUAAGGACUCUGAUGGCUUUCCUUUCCAGCACAGCAUGCUAGUAGCUGCACUAGAUCUUUACAUCUGCUAGAAGCAGCACAGCCCUUUGGUAUUCCAGAGGCAGGUCUGAUCGGAGCGAAUUGGCUGUCCAGAUUUGGGAGAGCGAGAGCCCCAAGUGAGUGAGCACCACGGGGGAAGCUUGGCUGAUUCCAAAGGGUAACCAGGACGCCACGGCUCCGCCUGACGCAAUGGCCCAGCCCUACCCCCCAGCCACGUACCCACCGCCCCCGCAGAAUGGCAUCCCUGCAGAGUAUGCUCCUCCGCCACACCCACACCCAGCACAGGACUACUCAGGGCAGAGCACAGUACCUGAGCAUGCCUUGACUCUCUAUACGCCAGCACAGAGCCACAGUGAACAGCCGGGCACUGAUGCCAGCACGCAAUCCAUAGCGGGCACACAAACAGUACCGCAGACAGAUGAAGCGGCACAGACAGACAGCCAGACGCUACACCCGCCAGAGAGCGGCUCCGACAAGCAACAGCCCAAACGGUUACACGUGUCCAACAUCCCCUUCCGCUUCCGGGAUCCUGACUUGCGGCAAAUGUUUGGGCAAUUUGGAAAAAUCCUGGAUGUUGAGAUCAUUUUCAAUGAGCGUGGCUCCAAGGGUUUUGGGUUUGUAACUUUUGAAACUAGUGCAGAUGCCGAUCGGGCACGGGAGAAGCUGAAUGGCACCAUCGUAGAGGGACGCAAGAUCGAGGUCAACAAUGCGACAGCACGGGUAAUGACAAACAAGAAGGUGGCCAAUCCCUACACAAAUGGCUGGAAACUGAACCCUGUGGUGGGCACCGUCUAUGGCCCUGAGUUCUAUGCAGUAACAGGUUUCCCUUACCCAGCCACUGGAACAGCAGUAGCGUACCGAGGGGCACACUUACGGGGGCGGGGGCGUACAGUCUACAACACGUUCCGGGCAGCUCCCCCACCUCCACCCAUCCCCACUUAUGGAGCAGUGGUUUACCAGGACGGGUUCUACGGUGCUGAAAUUUAUGGGGGUUAUGCAGCCUACAGAUAUGCCCAGCCUGCAGCAGCAGCAGCAGCAGCUUACAGUGACAGGGUUGGCAACUCUGCGAUCCCCCAGUUUCUAACGCUGCCCCCUGUGUUCGCUCCUAGUUACGGCAGAGUUUAUGCAGCUGCAGAUCCUUACCACCACACCAUUGGCCCUGCUGCCACUUACAGCAUCGGCACUAUGGCUAGUCUAUACCGAGGAGGGUACAGCCGCUUCACUCCCUACUAGCAAGACAGACCCAGCCCCUCCUCACAGUAGUAACACUGACUGCUCCUUAGAAACCAAACCAAAAUCAAAUGGACAUGGGCCCCUGCCCUGUGCUGCUGGCCCUCGGCAGCCUAAACCACAUAUUUCUUUACCUCAAGCCGCCUCUCACGCCUCACAUCCCACCUGUCUCUGAUGGUGUACAGCCAAGUGUGUUUCCUUUUGCCCAGCAACCAGCCAGGGGGUUGGGACAGGUGCCUGCUUUCACCAGACAAAACCACCAGCAAGCAGAACCUCAAGGAAAGACUCCAGCCUCCCCAGAGCCCGCCCCGCUCCCGGGCUUUCCCAUCACUCCCAGUCCUAGGAGUCCCUGGAACUCAAGAUAGACCCACUAAGGCAUAGGCUACAUUGUUGCACUGGUGUUGAGGUCUCACACAUCUAAGGGAGAGGACAUAAUUAAAAGAACUCAGGAUUUUAUCCCUCUCUGAUGGAAAUUGCCCAUUCCAUUCUCCUCCCUCACACUCAUUUAGGAGUAGCAGAGUUGCUAGAGCUAGAUGGGUCCAAGGCAGCUCCAGAAUACUAAGAUACACAGGCUCUGACCCUUCCCUUAUUAUCCUGCUUUAGUGUGCUCAGUUUCCAAGUAACUGCAGAGAGGAUCUUGCUUCUUUCAUCUUUCCAAGCUCCUCCCUCCCCAAUAGUGCUAUCUUGGGGAGGGAUGGGGUGGGGUUGAACCACCAAGCUGACCUUGGUAGGGGCUGGAGAGCAUCCUGGAUCCCCUGGGAUUGCUGAGAAUGUACGGUGGGUGGGGCCGAAGAGAGGCCCUACAGGGUCGUCUCUCUACAGGUAGCAAGUAGUCUGAUCAUCUUAUGAAGGAGCUGGUUGGGAACAGCCCUAGGUGGGCUGAAUGAUCCCAGCUCCUUCUGUCAGGACCAAGAUGUAGGAGCGGGGGACUUCCCCCUCAUGGACUUAUGGAGCAAGACUGGCAGAGGGAUCCCUGCAGAAGGGACAUCGAUGGGGAGGGCACGUGUGCCGAGACAGGCCAUGGUGAAGAGUUUGGGGAACAAGGAUUCUGGGGAACAAGGGCUAGUGCCCCCGUUUUCCUGUUCGGCCAUUUUAGACCAGGACGCACCAGAGAGCACAAAGCCUUUCCCCGAUGCCUGCUUCACCACUCUCCCCCCCCCACCCUAUCCGCCCCCCCACAGGCGACUGCCUGCAGGUUGCUCCAUGGAACGUUCUGCCUUUGUUUUCUG
Messenger RNA from Hemicordylus capensis (graceful crag lizard), 3435 nucleotides. RefSeq names its product RNA binding fox-1 homolog 3 (gene RBFOX3). Gene Ontology annotation, cellular component: nucleus; cytoplasm. Gene Ontology annotation, biological process: regulation of alternative mRNA splicing, via spliceosome; nervous system development. The transcript has 15 exons. Lineage: Eukaryota; Metazoa; Chordata; Lepidosauria; Squamata; Cordylidae. The coding region runs from base 1166 to 2209 and encodes 347 amino acids. Gene Ontology annotation, molecular function: mRNA binding. The record is from RefSeq and is a predicted model, not a curated record.